UAGUGAGCAUCUCUGUCUAUUUUUUUCCUCAAAUUUUAAAACACAAAAUUACUAUAAAUCUGUUCUAAGAGGUUGCCCAAUUCUAAUUCCAUAUAGAUCAAGAUAUUUAAAUCAUCAUUCCACUAAGUGCUGCAGAAUCUGGAUUUGUUACAUGUAAUCAUUUAAGUAGUCUAAAUAAAUGAUGGCUAUAAUUCAUACCCUUGUAAUUCUUGAAAGUAACAGCUAAAUCAGAACCAUAGAACUCGAAGUGAAAAUUCUGAUAAUGGCAAUGGUCUUGGGAGAGCAGAACUCUUUCCACGAAGGGUCUGGGAUGCCUCAAGGGGAUUAAGCAGCCAGAACCUAGCGUCUCCCACUAGAAGCCAUUCAGAGAUUGUAACUCAGAGCCAUUCAGUGGAUAGCUAAGAAAUUUGAAGACUUGAAGACAGGUAACCUAAAAACUGACCCUGGUUUCUGAGAAAUUGGAUGGAAUGAAUCACUCCACAGUAACAGAGUUUGUGUUUUUGGGACUCACUAAUUCAUGGGGGAUUCAGCUCCUCCUUUUUGUCUUUUCCUUUUUGUUCUACUUGGCAAGCAUGAUAGGAAACCUUGUCAUUAUGUUCACUGUAACCUUGGAUGCUCAUCUGCAUUCCCCCAUGUAUUUCCUCCUGGCUAACCUGUCAGUCAUUGAUAUGAUUUUUUGCUCAAUCACAGCCCCUAAAAUGAUUUGUGACAUUUUUAAGAAGCACAAAGCCAUCUCCUUUUGUGGAUGUAUUACUCAGAUCUUCUUCAGUCAUGCUGCUGGGGGCACUGAGAUGGUACUGCUCAUUGCCAUGGCCUUUGACAGAUAUGUGGCCAUAUGCAAACCUCUCCACUACCUGAUUAUCAUGAGUCCAAGAAUGUGCCUAUACUUUUUAGUCAGUUCCUGGAUUGUUGGUUUUAUCCACUCAUUGCUUCAAUUAGUUUUUGUGGUAAACUUGCCCUUUUGUGGCCCUAAUGUAUUGGACAGUUUUUACUGUGACCUUCCCCGUUUCCUCAGACUCGCCUGCACAAAUACCCAAGCCUUGGAGUUCAUGGUUAGUGUUAAUAGUGGGCUUAUUUCUGUGGGAUCUUUUGUCUUACUAGUCAUUUCCUACAUUUUUAUUCUAUUCACUGUUUGGAAACAUUCUUCACGAGGUUCAUUCAAGGCCCUCUCCACUUUGUCAUCUCAUAUCACUGUGGUAGUUUUGUUCUUUGGGCCGCUGAUGUUUUUCUACACAUGGCCUUCUCCCUCAUCACACCUGGAUAAAUAUCUUGCUAUUUUUGAUGCAUUUAUCACUCCUUGUCUGAAUCCAGUCAUCUAUACAUUCAGAAACAAAGAGAUGAAAGUGGCAAUGAUGAGACUGUGCAGUCGUCUUGUUCAUUACAGGAAGAUUUUGUAAAUAGGUUGGCUUUGAUGACAUGAAACUAUAGGUCCUCCCUCAUGCUGGUCGCAGAGAAAACAUUAUGCAAUUUCAGAGAAACAGUCAAGACUUAGGCGAUGUUAUAUGCCUAGAGAUCUAGUAUCUAUUAAAUUGUGGUAUCUGUUUCAAUGUUAAAUCAGAAAUGAUGUUAUUCUUUGACACUCUGUAUAUCAAAGUGUUAAAGACAAAGUCACAUGUGUUUUCUAACUUACAUGGUUUAAGAGCACAUAAUAUUUUAUCUUUUCCUAUUUUGGACAGAUUAUUCUAUGGAUACAUGGAAUAUGAAUACAUAUCAUUUUUAUCUAUUUACUACCUACAUAUUUUGAUUUAAAUAUUUUCCUACUCUGUUUGUUUCUUAUUUCCCCAGUAUCAACAUAUUUUCCCUCCUUACCAGGCUUUUCUCUCUCUGUCAGUAUAGGGAAUUGUUAAUUCUAUGUUAGAAUUUUGAAUUUAAAGCUACAAUGGGUAUUGUUCUAUUCCUCUCAGUUGUCCAUGCUAAAACCCAGAACUGAGGGGUGGGUGACUGGAAUUUGUCCGAAGGCAAACAGCCAGAAAUCACCAGAGAUAGCCAUGCACCAGAAACUGUCUCUGGUUGUUCCUUGGUCAGUGCCCUUGCAUUUUCAAAUCAAUUUUGUACUUGAAUUUCUGCUCAUACUUCACUCUUCUAACUUUUUCCUCUAAUUCUGUUUGAGGAGAGAUCUUUACACUGCCCAUUUGUAUUCCUUCUUUUUAGUAAAUUUUCAUUAGCGUUUAGCACUUCUUUAUCAAUUCUAAAUCAUUUCUUAAUUUCUACUGCUACCAUACAUUUUCUUGUUCAGGACCUACCAAAGCUGAAUUUUAAACCAUUGUGUUAAUUAUGAAGAAAAUGUUUAAAAUUCACUAUUAAGAGUAUUUUUUUGGUCUACAGUGGUGUUCAGAGAGAUCUUUGAUUAAAUUCUAUUUUUUAUGUCUGAUGUUUCUCUCAAAUACAAUUAAUGAUGUUCUUUUUUUUUGUGGAAAACAAUGUGAUUGAUGAAUUAUAUAUUCUGCUUAAGUAAGUCACGCUGAAAUCAUUGUGCUUCUCCCAGAAAAAUAAAUUUAAAAUAUUUUAACAAAUAAGAAAUAAAAUAUUUAUAAAAUAUGUGUGUGGGUUUCCUUUUUCCAGAAAUUGUGCAGUCUAAGUCAAGGUAUUGUUUUCAGUAUUUUACCUUGAAUUUUAUGACACAUAUAUCCUAAUUAUCCCCAUUUUAUAGAGGAAGGAUCUGAGGCACAAAGAUGUUAAAUGUUCUCAAGGUCACAAUUGUCCAAAACUGAAUCAGAAAAAAUUAGAGAAUCUGAAUAGACAGAUUCUCAAUUUCAUAGCUAAUGAAAUUGAAGCAGUAACUAAAAAACUCCCAACA
Messenger RNA from Phyllostomus discolor (pale spear-nosed bat), 2797 nucleotides. RefSeq names its product olfactory receptor 4F15. The transcript is spliced from 2 exons. Gene Ontology annotation, molecular function: olfactory receptor activity; G protein-coupled receptor activity. The coding region runs from base 468 to 1397 and encodes 309 amino acids. Gene Ontology annotation, cellular component: membrane. NCBI's taxonomy places the organism in Eukaryota, Metazoa, Chordata, Mammalia, Chiroptera, Phyllostomidae. Gene Ontology annotation, biological process: G protein-coupled receptor signaling pathway. The record is from RefSeq and is a predicted model, not a curated record.